AAAUUGCAUAACUAAAGCGUGGAUAUUGGAAUGUAAUAAUAAGCCAGUGGAUAAUAAGAGAUGAGUGGUCUCAGUGGACGGGACUGGACUGUGUGAGGUAACAUUUUUACAACAACCCCUUCUCUCUCUGUCUCUCUCUGGUUAUGGAGAUCAUAUGGCCCAGGCCAACCAUUCUUUAGAACCCAUUGUAUGGCUUGCUUCUGUUUUAUUCUUGCUUAGUAAAAUUCUUAGUUGAAUUCCAUUUAGUUUUCUCUAUCUCGCUACUCCAUUUUGUUUCCGUGUAUUUUUCAUAGUAUAUUAAAAUCAAACUGAGAUGUUAGAUUGACUCAAUAGUUAAUAUUUUUGCAAAAGAACAAGUUUGAGUUAUAACUUGCUUGGUUUCAACUACUGAUUUUGCUUGUUAUAAUCAUUUAUUUGUUUAUUUAUUUCAAUAUCUAUGGCCACCCUGUUAAAUUCAUUCUCUCCUAUCGCACACCCAUCAUCUGAAACUAGUAGAAAGAGCUGUAACUUCUUUUCCCAUGUCCCAAAUUUGCCUACUUUUUCAACCAACAAUGGAUUUUCCAGAGUUUUGGCAUCAACCCAGAUCACCAUUUCUCCAAAGGACACUGUUUUCACAAUGCCCAAUUGGAGGUCGGGCAAGAAUGACCAUAGUAGUAAGGAACUCAGGCUCAAUGAUGCUUUUCUCUACUUUGAGACUAUGAUAGAAAAUGGCCAAAAACCAGAUGCAGCUCAAGCAACUCAGCUUAUAUAUGAUCUCUGCAAGGUAAAUAAGUUAAGAAAAGCAGUGAGCGUGAUGGAAAUGAUGGUUGCUUCGGGUAUAAUACCUGAUGCCUCUUCAUACACUUUCUUGGUUAGUAGUUUGUGUAAGAAAGGUAAUAUUGGUCAUGCUUUGCAACUGGUUGAGAAUAUGGAGGAAUAUGGCUAUCCAACCAAUACAAUGACUUAUAAUUCUCUUAUUAGAGGGCUUUGUAUGUGUGGUAACUUGAAUCAGUGUUUGCAGCUUUUGGAUAAGCUGAUAAAGAAAGGGUUGGUUCCAAAUGCUUUUACAUAUUCUUCCUUGCUUGAGGCUGCUUAUAAGGAAAGAGGAGUGAAUGAAGCCAUGAAGCUGUUGGAUGAGAUAAUUGCCAAAGGUGGGCAGCCUAAUUUGGUUAGCUACAAUGUUCUGCUAACUGGGUUAUGCAAGGAAGGUAGGACUGAUGAGGCUAUCAAUUUCUUAAGGGAUUUGCCUCUCAAGGGAUUUAAUCCUAAUGUUGUGAGUUAUAACAUUGUGUUGAGGAAUCUGUGCUUGGAGGGUCGAUGGGAUGAGGCCUAUAUGCUUCUUUCUGAGAUGGAUGGUGAGGAGCGAUCUCCUUCUGUUGUUACUUACAAUAUACUUAUUGCCUCACUUGCUAUUCAUGGCAGGACUCGACAUGCUUUUGAUGUAAUUGAUGAAAUGACAAGGGCACGGUUCAAGCCCACUGCAGCUAGCUACAAUCCCAUAAUUGCUUCUCUUUGUAGAAAGAAGAAGGUUGAUCUUGUGGUUAGGUGUUUAGAUCAAAUGAUUUAUAGGAGAUGCAAUCCUAAUGAUGGUACAUAUAAUGCAAUUGCUGAGCUCUGUAAUGUGGGAAUGGUGCAAGAGGCAUUCUCUAUUAUUCAAAGCCUUGGCAAUAAACAAAAAACUUCCACUCACGAGUUCUACAAGGCCGUGAUUUCGAGCUUGUGUAGGAAAGGGAAUACUCGUGCAGCAUUUCAUCUUUUGUAUGAAACAACCAAGUAUGGAUUUACACCAGACUCUUACACCUAUUCAUCUUUGAUUAGAGGGUUGUGUAUGGAAGGUAAGCUGUACGAGGCAAUGGAGAUUUUUAGCAUAAUGGAGGAAAACAAUUAUAGGCGUGACACUGAAAAUCUCAAUGCCCUUUUGGUUGGACUUUGCAAAUCUGGGAGAACAGAUUUGUCUUUUGAGGUUUUUGAGGCAAUGAUCGAGAAAGGGUAUGUGCCUAAUGAAACAACUUACACUAUUCUAGUGGAAGGGAUUGCCCAUGAAGGAGAAAUGGAACUAGCAGCCAAUGUUUUGAAGGAGUUGCACCAGAAACAGGUGUUGAGUCAAAGAACAGUAGAAAGAGUUAAUAUGCAGUUUGAUCUUUGAAAGUUUACAUGUGCAUAAGUUAUACAGGUGCCCCAAGAAGAAACUACAAACAGACAGAAAAUAUCAAAAGAAGGAUACUGGAAUGUGAAUUUAAAUCAAGGUGACCCUCAAGACCAAGAAGUUGUCUUGUACCUACUCUGGUCCACAGUGGUUUUAAGUAACUACUUUCUAGAUCCACAGGAAAAAUAAAAUAAGAGAAUGAGAGCUCUCCUUUUCUUUUUCUUUUUAGUACCUUUUACAUGUGUAAAUGAAGAAAAUAUUGAGUUAGGCAACAAGGUGUUGCCUCUAUGACAUCAAAUUUGUUUAUGGUUCGUCUCUUUUUAGUUGUGAAAAGGAGGCUGGGCUGGUUAACUUUGCAGUUUUUGGACAGAACUUGUAUGCUUAGCUAACACAAUGUGUAAACAUUUACUUCUUUCAAUAAAGGCAUAUUAAGAUGUCUAA
Messenger RNA from Cannabis sativa, 2566 nucleotides. RefSeq names its product pentatricopeptide repeat-containing protein At1g79080, chloroplastic. The transcript has a single exon. The record is from RefSeq and is a predicted model, not a curated record. Lineage: Eukaryota; Viridiplantae; Streptophyta; Magnoliopsida; Rosales; Cannabaceae. Gene Ontology annotation, molecular function: protein binding. The coding region runs from base 437 to 2125 and encodes 562 amino acids.